UUUACCUCCCUACACACACCAGACACGUGCCUUUUGUCUCUUACCAAUCCGUCUGCCCAUCAUGGUGCGUCCAGACUCGUGGGACGACAGCUACGAAGACGACGAAUGGUAUUCCAGAAAAGACCGCGUCACGGCCAGCACUCGCCAUGUCCGUGCCGCAUCUCCUCUGCCAACACCACAAAGAGUCCGCGACGACCAGAUCCUUCGACCCGACUACGGCCGUCGCACAAGUGAGUUCUUGGCUCCUGAAGUCCACUACACAACCAGCCUCCAUCGCACUCGCUCCCAGGGUCACGCGCCAGUUCCCAAUGUGACCAUUUACAACACCUCUCGCCUAGACAACGAGAGCAGCCCUCAUGUACGCACCGAGCAGAAGAGCCGCGAGGACAGCCCGCGCGGUCGUCAAGAGACCAAGCGUAUGCCCGGUGCUUUUGAGCUCGAAGAGGAGAUUAUUGCAUUGAGGAAAGACCUGAAGAAGGAGCAUCGUUCUCGUUCCCGACACGAGUACGAGCAUCGCGUGCCAGAGACCGACAUUACCGACAAGAUCAAGUUGACUCUGGCUGAGCAGCGUCUCAAGGAUCUUGAAAUCGAACGAGAACGGUCUCGACACGAAAGGGAACGAGAGAGGUCUCGGCAUGACAGAGACCGAUCGAGGCACGAGUAUGAGCAUCCUCGCGCGCCAGAGACUGACAUCACCGACAAGAUCAAAUUGACCUUGGCCGAGCAACGUCUCCGGGACCUUGAGAUUGAACGUGAGCGGUCUCGACACGACAGAGACCGAUCGAGGCACGAGUAUGAGCAUCCCCGCGCGCCGGAGCCCGAUAUCACCGACAAGAUCAAAUUGACCUUGGCCGAGCAGCGUCUCAGGGACCUUGAGGUUGAGCGAGAGAGAGCCAGACAUGUGUACGAGCAACCUCGUUUGCCUGAACCCGACAUCAAUGACAAAAUCAAGUUGAGUCUGGCCGAGCAGCGUCUCAAGGACCUCGAGAACGAGCGCGAGCGAGAACGAAUGGAGCGAUAUCAGCUGCAGCACCAGCGUCACCACUCGCGCGAUCACAGCGCUGAAGACAAGGUGAAGCUAGCUCUCUCUCAGCAACGACUGAAGGAUGCCGAAGAAAAGCUUGAGAGAGAACGACAAGAGGACGAAAUGAGAAAUCGCGAAGAGCUCAUGCGGCGCCGAAUGGAGCUUGAUUACAUUACAGAUGCAAGGGAACGCGAGCGUGAGGAAGACAACCUCCGGAGGAUGGAAAAGAACAUGCGCCGCGAUUGGGAACUGCAACGGGAAAGGGAAGAACGCGACCGCGAGCGACGCGAGGCCGAAGAGGAGAGAAAGCGUGCUGCCAUUAUUGCCGAAAACAGAGCAAAGAUGACUCGAGAGCAGAGAGAAGCGGCUGAGCAGCGCGACAAGAUCCUGGCCGACUUGGAGAAGGAAAAGCGGGAGCAGGAAGAGGAGCGUAAACACAUUCUUGCAGAGACCCGACUGAGACAAUUAAAAGAUAAACACGAUGCAGAGGAGCAACGCGAUAAAAUUCUGGCCAACCUGGAAAGGGAGAAGCGCCAGCAAGAAGAAGAGCGCCAGCACAUUCUUGCCGAAAGCCGAAUGAGGCAAGCAAGAGAGGAGCGCGAGGCAGAGGAACAGCGCGACAGAAUCCUGGCCGAUAUGGAAAGAAAGAAGAGGAAAGAGGAUGCCGAGCGCCAGCGUAUCAUCGCAGAGAAUACGGCCAAGCUCGAAAAGGAGGCACGGGAACGCGAAUUUCAAGAAAAGGCCAGAGAAGAAGAGCGUAAGCGUAUCCUGGCUGAAAACACAGCCAGGCUCGAAAAAGAGGCACGCGAACGUGAACUGCAGGAGAAAGCCAAGGAAGAAGAGCGAAAGCGCAUCAUUGCAGAGAACACCGCCAAGCUCGAAAAGGAGGCGCGUGAACGUGAGCUCCAGGAAAAGGCCAAAGAAGAAGAGCGAAAGCGCAUCAUUGCCGAGAACGAGGCCAAGCUAGCCAAGCAAGAAAAGGAAGCGAAAGAAGCACAGCAGCGUGCUGUUGAAGAGUAUCAGAGGAAGAAAGCUCAAGCCGAGGCAGAAGCUCAGGCAGAGCGUGACCGUAUCAUCUACGAGUAUGAGCGCAAGAAAGUGCUGGAUGCCGAAAAGGAGAAGAAGGCACGAGAGGAGAUGAUCUUGAAGCUCAAACUCGAAGAAGAAGAGAAGAAGAGGAAGGAAAAGGAGGAGUACGAGGCGUUUAUGCGUAAGCAGAAUGAAAGAGAGGAGGAGGAAAAGAAGAAGAAAGAGGCCCAAGAGAAGGAGCUCGAAGAGGCCAUGCGCAAGAGGCUCUCCCAAUUCGGCUUCCAGGAUAACCAGAUCCAAGUACUCGUGAAUCCUGAGAAGCAACGCGAGGUGCAACAGGGCAUGUUGCCAAACAACCCCAUUCCUCAAAUCGCACCCCCUCAACACCACCACCAUCACCACGCAAUUACGCACACGCCUACCUACGCCAAGGUUCACGUCAGCCAUCUUGAUGUCGAGACGCUGCACUACUAUGAUAUUCCUUAUGAAUACGACGUGAACCCCGAAUACAUCAUUGUCCUCCGUGAGAUGUCGCAACGCGAGACGAACAUUCUCUUUGAACACACGCGUCGCCUUCGCUCGAACCAUGGUAACCGACUCUUUAUCGAAGCCGAGGGCCGCGAUAAGAGGGGCAACAAGGAAUAUGCCUUUGUGCGCAGGAAGUCUCGCUCUCGCUCCAGGAGCGUCGUUGGAGCUUCGUCUAGUCGGACCAAUGUGAGCCUGGGAGAUAUGAUCUGGCGAUAGGUGUUUGUCGCUUCAUGACCACUGAUUUAUGCAUUGGAUUCUUGCUGUUGUUGCAUCUCGCUUGAUUCAUGAUAUACCAGUUGUACUUUUGUCUUGUUGUACUCGUCUUUUCUGCUUGCAAGCAUACGGUAUCUUGUUGUUCUUAGUUGGGAAUAUGAGCUUGUUGCGUUAAUGAAUACAAUCACGACUUAUACAUUGCC
Exserohilum turcica Et28A is the source of this 2997-nucleotide messenger RNA. RefSeq lists its product as uncharacterized. Lineage: Eukaryota; Fungi; Ascomycota; Dothideomycetes; Pleosporales; Pleosporaceae. The record is from RefSeq and is a predicted model, not a curated record. The transcript is spliced from 2 exons. Bases 62 to 2797 code for a protein of 911 amino acids.